This is a messenger RNA of Naegleria fowleri, 654 nucleotides long. RefSeq lists its product as uncharacterized. Bases 1 to 654 code for a protein of 217 amino acids. The record is from RefSeq and is a predicted model, not a curated record. Lineage: Eukaryota; Heterolobosea; Eutetramitea; Acrasida; Naegleriidae. The transcript has a single exon.
AUGUUACGAAAUCUGUCCAUCGUGCAGCAUGACUCACCACUCAUUCACCUCUCUUCCGCUCUCUUUCAAAGAGCCUCCAACAUGAUCCUUCAGUAUCCUUCUCUCCUUCCACCACAUUCAUUUCUUUUCAAUCCUUUCCUCAUUCAUACGGACAACAAGUUAUUCCAGAGACUCUCCAAUCACUCACUCUUGAGCCUCUCUCUAUUCAAAUCAAUAGGGACAUGUCGAGCAAAGUUUUCAAUGAGCACUCAUUCAUUCGAUGGCAUAACUGCAGCAAAUGCUUCAAUCAAAGAGGAUUCCAUUCAAACCAACACAAGGAAGAAAUAUUUAAAAUGGAAAUUCAUACUCUUGAGUUGUGCUGUUCCUGCAGUGAUUUGUAUUUUGUAUUCUGGCAUGAAAAUGGUGAAGAUAUGGAAACACAAUGUUUCAAAUGCAUUAUUGAUAGAAGAGGACUCUGCCAUGCAUACAACAUCUGCCAUGUCACAAAAAUUGAUUUCAAAUUCCAUCAAACACAUGCCAAUGAAAGAACAUGAUGAAUUAUCAGAGGGACAAAAUUAUUCUCUCGUGAAAGGAUUACUCUUCGAUGUAUUGAAAUUUCCAGUGACAUGCUGUUUGGUGGGUCUAAACAUUGUCAUUCUAUUGGUCUUCCGAUAA